UUGGAGCACUAUAUAUGCAUGAAGCCGCUCUUGUAGCUCUCCAUAGGCAGUGGUGGGUCACUUGUGAAACAGGAUAUUUGCAUACUAUUUUCUCUUCUUUUCUUUUCUUUCUUCACAGACACAGAAACAAACACCUACAGAUAUGGAGAUUGAGAAGGAAAUGGAGCUUUCAAAAUUCAAGAGAAUUUGUGUGUUUUGUGGUAGUAGUCCUGGAAAGAAGAAUAGCUAUAAAGAUGCUGCUAUUGAGCUUGGAAAAGAAUUGGUAGCAAGAAAUAUUGAUCUGGUUUAUGGAGGAGGAAGUAUUGGUUUGAUGGGAUUGAUUUCUCAAGCUGUUUAUAAUGGUGGCCGCCAUGUGAUUGGAGUUAUCCCCAAGACUCUCAUGCCAAGAGAGAUAACUGGAGAAACAGUAGGUGAAGUCAAGCCGGUUGCUGAUAUGCACCAAAGGAAAGCAGAGAUGGCUAGACAUUCUGAUGCCUUCAUUGCCUUACCUGGUGGGUAUGGAACCCUUGAGGAGCUUCUUGAAGUCAUAACUUGGGCCCAACUUGGCAUCCAUGACAAACCGGUGGGAUUGCUAAAUGUAGAUGGAUAUUACAACUCCUUAUUGUCAUUUAUCGACAAAGCAGUAGAGGAAGGUUUUAUUAGUCCAAGUGCUCGCCACAUCAUAGUGUCUGCCCCUACCUCACAAGAGUUGGUCAAGAAAAUGGAGGAGUAUUUUCCACGGCAUGAAAUAGUUGCCUCAAAGCUCAGUUGGGAGAAUGAACAAUUAGGAUACUCUCAAACAUGUGAAAUUUCAAGAUGAAGAGAUUUCAAAUAUUGGAAGACAAAUCCAACGUAGAAUAGGGAUUUUGGUAAUGAAAUUGGACUAAUUUACAUGACCAAUAUGUUCUCAAAUUGUUUUUUUUUUUUUUUU
Messenger RNA from Manihot esculenta (cassava), 910 nucleotides. Its product is annotated as cytokinin riboside 5'-monophosphate phosphoribohydrolase LOG1. Gene Ontology annotation, biological process: cytokinin biosynthetic process. The transcript is spliced from 7 exons. Gene Ontology annotation, cellular component: cytosol; nucleus. The record is from RefSeq and is a predicted model, not a curated record. Gene Ontology annotation, molecular function: hydrolase activity, hydrolyzing N-glycosyl compounds. Lineage: Eukaryota; Viridiplantae; Streptophyta; Magnoliopsida; Malpighiales; Euphorbiaceae. Bases 143 to 799 code for a protein of 218 amino acids.